This is a messenger RNA of Stegodyphus dumicola, 731 nucleotides long. RefSeq lists its product as uncharacterized. The record is from RefSeq and is a predicted model, not a curated record. NCBI's taxonomy places the organism in Eukaryota, Metazoa, Arthropoda, Arachnida, Araneae, Eresidae.
UUCUUUUAUCAGUUGGAGCGAAGAGAUAAAAAAUGUGUUAUUGAGUGGUGUAUGGAGAAAGGUUUGAUUGCAAUAUCGUAUAAGUGCCCGAUUUGUGGAACAAAUAUGAAACUAGUAGAGCGAAAAAACCGUAUAGACGGUUUUGAGUGGAUGUGCAGAGUUACUGGAGGCGAAUGUAGGCAUCGAAUUUCAAGAUCAGUUCGAAAGAACUCCUGGUUUGCGAAGAGUAAAUUGAGCAUGUGUGAUGUUUUGCGAGUUACCUAUAUGUGGUUGGGUAAGUGCGGGAAUGAUUUUAUACGAACGGAAUUACGUAUUGCUAAAAAUACGGUGACAGAUUGGAAAAGUUUUUGUAGAGAAGUAUGCAUGGAGUUAUGUUUGAAGGAGAAUGUUAAGCUGGGUGGGGAAGGUGUCAUUGUCGAAAUCGACGAAAGCAAGUUUGGCAAGCAAAAGUAUCAUAGAGGUAAAAGAGUCGAAGGAAAAUGGGUUUUUGGUUUGGUUGAGAGAGGAACGGAUAAAUGCGUCUUUAGAGUUGUUGAAAACAGAGGUGCCGAAACAUUGCUAGAAAUCAUUAAAGAGAAUGUUCUACCAGGAUCGAUUAUUAUAUCCGAUUGUUGGAAAGCGUACGACUGUCUCGAGUUCGAAGGGUAUGCGCACCUGAAAGUCAAUCAUAGCUUGAGUUUUAAAGAUCCAGAAAUGUGGUGCGCAAUGCCGAGUUUGUGCAAUUCUGGGAU